Messenger RNA from Carassius carassius (crucian carp), 1670 nucleotides. RefSeq names its product peroxisome proliferator-activated receptor gamma-like. Gene Ontology annotation, cellular component: nucleus. The transcript is spliced from 7 exons. Gene Ontology annotation, molecular function: RNA polymerase II cis-regulatory region sequence-specific DNA binding; nuclear receptor activity; zinc ion binding. Bases 167 to 1639 code for a protein of 490 amino acids. Lineage: Eukaryota; Metazoa; Chordata; Actinopteri; Cypriniformes; Cyprinidae. The record is from RefSeq and is a predicted model, not a curated record. Gene Ontology annotation, biological process: hormone-mediated signaling pathway; positive regulation of transcription by RNA polymerase II; regulation of lipid metabolic process.
AGCUCGCGAGGGUUUGGGACAGCGUCACUGGAGCUCAGAGCUCCGAUCAUCAGCUGCUCUGUCUCUGUCUCUGUCUGGAGCUCACUCACACCGAGCUGAAGCUGUGACUCUCACACUCUACAGCACACACAGGAGGAACUGAACACCUCCAGAGACCCCUACAGAUAUGGUGGACACGCAGACGUUUGCCUGGCCCAUGGGAUUCGGCCUGAGCGCUCUGGAGCUGGACGAACUGGACAACAGCUCACACUCCACGGACAUGAAGCCCGUCUCCACGCUGGACUACAGCUCCAUCUCCAGCAUGGAGUAUGAUCCGAGCCCGGCGCAGAGCGAGACGCCGCACAUGAUGGACCUGACACACAUGUACAGCUUCAGAGCGCAGGAGAACUACAGCAUCUACACCAGCCAGGAGAACAGCUACAGACCACACAAUUCAAUCAAACUUGAGCCCGAGUCUCCUCCUCAGUUGGAGAACAGUGUGUUGUUUUCGAGAGCUCAUGAGGACGCGUCCAGCUCGGCGCUGAACAUCGAGUGUCGUGUGUGUGGAGACAAGGCCUCGGGCUUCCAUUACGGCGUUCACGCCUGCGAGGGCUGCAAGGGAUUCUUCCGCAGGACCAUUCGUCUGAAGCUGGUCUAUGACCACUGCGACCUGCACUGCCGCAUCCACAAGAAGAGUCGCAACAAGUGCCAAUACUGCCGCUUUCAGAAGUGCCUGAUGGUGGGCAUGUCACACAACGCCAUUCGUUUUGGUCGAAUGCCGCAAGCCGAGAAGGAGAAGCUCUUGGCAGAGUUCUCCACUGACGUGGACCACAAGCAUCCCGAAUCUGCGGACCUCCGAGCACUGGCCAGACAUCUGUAUGAGUCCUAUCUGAAGUACUUCCCCCUGACCAAAGCCAAGGCCAGGGCCAUACUGUCAGGGAAGAGCAGCGACAGUGCACCGUUCGUGAUUCACGACAUGAAGUCUCUUCUGGAGGGCGAUCAGAUGAUCAACUGCAGACAGGUGCCGUCGCAGGAGCUGCGUGUCAUGCACGAGGUGGAGCUGCGCUUCUUCCACAGCUGUCAGUCUCGCUCGGCCGAAGCCGUCAGCGAGGUCACCGAGUUCGCCAAGAGCAUCCCGGGCUUCAUCGGCCUGGACCUCAACGACCAGGUGACGCUGCUGAAGUACGGCGUCAUCGAGGUGCUCAUCAUCAUGAUGGCUCCGCUCAUGAACAAGGACGGCACGCUCAUCUCCUACGGACAGAUCUUCAUGACCCGAGAGUUCCUCAAGAGCCUGCGCAAGCCCUUCUGUGAGAUGAUGGAGCCCAAGUUUGAGUUCUCCGUCCGCUUCAACACGCUGGAGCUGGACGACAGCGACAUGGCUCUGUUCCUGGCCGUCAUCAUCUUGAGCGGAGAUCGGCCGGGUCUGCUGAACGUCAAGCCCAUCGAGGACCUGCAGGAGACUGUUCUUCAUGCUCUAGAGCUGCAGCUGAAGAUCAACCAUCCCGACUCUCUCCAGCUGUUCGCUAAAGUGCUGCAGAAGAUGACGGACCUGCGUCAGCUGGUGACCGAUCACGUCCAGCUGAUCCAGCUGCUGAAGGACACCGAGGUGGACUGGAGCCUGCACCCGCUGCUGCAGGAGAUCAUGAGGGACCUGUACUAGUCCCUGAUCUGAUCACACACUGUCCAGACAA